GGUGUGAAGUAGCUUCUCAGGAGGAAAAAAACAGUCUACUUGUAAUCUUCAAAAAGUACUUGCUCGACAACACACCGUAGCUCGAAACUUUGGCCACGAUAUUGGUCAUUUACAGUUGGCAGUGCGCGUAUCCUAAAAUCGCGGUGAUAUGGGUGCCUCAAAACUGGUGAUAACUGUUGCCACAUUGAGCUGCAUAAUUUCUGGUGCUUGCUGCGUGCAGAUGUGUGAAAUUAUAAAAGAAAUCGCGCAGGAGCGGGAGCGUUGUGAGAGCAGACACAUCAGUGAAAAUGUCACAUCAGGGUGCCAGGGUACAUGGGAAAUGUUAGCCUGCUGGCCAACAGCCAGCGUGGGAGAAGUGGUCACCAUCCCCUGUCCAAUUCACUUCAGUCACUUCAACAAUGAACACAAAGGUAACCUCUCGAAGACCUGUACGGCGGAUGGCUGGUCGGAGAUGCAGACCAUGGCCAUCGCCGUGAACUGUGGCUACAACAUGAACAGCACAAGUGAUGAAGGCACUUUCUUCCGGUCGGUGAAGAUUGGCUACACCAUUGGUCACAGCGUGUCUUUGAUCUCCUUGACCACUGCUAUAAUAAUCCUGUGUAUCUUCAGGAAGCUUCACUGCACCAGGAACUACAUCCACAUCCACCUCUUCCUGUCCUUCAUCUUCAAGGCCAUCUCCGUCUUCAUCAAGGACGUGGUCCUCUACACGCCGGACGACGACUACGACUGCACCUCCAACGGCUCUGUGGGCUGUAAGGCGGUGAUGGUGUUCUUCCAGUACUGCAUCAUGGCCAGCUUCUUCUGGCUGCUGGUGGAGGGGCUCUACCUCCACGCGCUGCUCGCCGUCUCCUUCUUCUCCGAGAGGAAGUACUUCUGGUGUUUCAUCCUGAUCGGCUGGGGUGGUCCAAUGAUUUUCUGCGCAGCCUGGGGCAUUGCCAAGGCCUACUUUGAUGACAAAGGAUGCUGGGACAUCAUCGAGAACACCGACCCUUACUGGUGGAUAAUUAAGACACCCAUAUUAACGUCGAUCCUGAUGAAUUUCAUCUUAUUCAUCGACAUCAUGCGAAUACUGCGACAGAAGAUCAACUGCCCGGACAUCGGAAGGAACGAAUCCAACCAGUAUCUGAGGUUAGCCAAGUCCACGCUGCUCCUGAUUCCCCUCUUUGGAAUUAACUUCAUCAUAUUCGCCUUCAUUCCCGAGCACAUCAAGACAGAGCUGCGGCUGGUGUUUGACCUCAUUCUGGGAUCAUUUCAGGGUUUUGUGGUUGCUGUCCUCUACUGUUUCCUAAAUGGAGAGGUGCAGGCGGAGAUCAAGAGGAAGUGGAGGCGAUGGCACCUGGAGCGCUUCCUGGGUUCCGACACCAAGUACCAGCAGCCGUCCAUGGGCAGCAACGGCAACAACUUCAGCACCCAGAUCUCCAUGUUGACCCGCUGCAGCCCCAAGACGCGGCGUGCCUCCUCCUGCCAGGACAGCUCUGUCAACUGACCUUCGACCUCUCACCCCGGUGACCUCUGAGCCUCCCCCCCCCCCCCCUCCCCUGGGCAGCGUCUUCUGUAAACAGACGGGCCUUCGGUCACUGAUGCCUCAUUCCAUGUGCUCUUGGGCCCUCCAAAAGGCCAGGUUUCAGCUCAGGAAGUUCUCACAGAAGGAUCCAAAAAAGGGAAUCGCGGAGCCAAGGGUAGAUUGUUGUUCCAUUCUAAACAUUCAUCGUGCUGUUCGCUCCAUCGAUUGGCUGGAGUUCCGCGGGUGCAUUUUCGUGUCGCAAAGCAGCAGUCAGACAGUGAAGGCUGGUCUUUUUGGCCAGUUCCUCAUCCAUCCAGGUGUCCACUCUCUCUAUUGUCCAUUUGAUUAAUGUAUGUGUUGCUUUGAACUGUCUCUGUUGCCAUUGUCUGGCAGACAAGCCCGAUUGCUGCCCCUCCACCCACCCCAGCAAACUAUUAUGUGAAACAUACAGCCCCGUCUUGUUCAAAAGGAGCCAUUUCCUUUUGUGAAAAACCUUUUUUGACAAUUUUGACAUCAUUCUUUCCCUGCUGCCCUCACCACAAUAUCAAAGAAACAUUCCCUCACAUUUGAUUACUGGAGGAACUGCUACAUGCUGCUUGGCCAGUGUAAAGAAAUGUCCAUUAAGUGUGCCAUAAUUAAACUGAAAAUGACAAAUACAGGACAGACUGUACAUUUGGAACAAGAGCCCAUUCAGCUGGAACCAUAACAGUAGUUUGUUUUAUACCUCUGAAUGUACAAAUAGAGUUCACAUAUUGGACAACGACCCAUGUAUUACAGAGGUACGUAAAGACUGGUCUGUGGAAUAGUAUGACUUGUAUGUGUAUAUUUGUUCUUUUCUCUGGACAAUACAGUCGACGAACACCUUGCAAUAUGUAACUUUAAAAUGGAAUGUAGAAAAAAAACCCAUCUAACUAAAGAGGAAAAGGAUGUCGGAUAACAAAGGAAUUUCAUUUUUACAACCAUGUGAAUGUUCAUCAUCUUCUUAUCAAUCAAUCAUACAUCAUUUUCAUCUGCGCUUUUGUAACUUUAAUUGUAAAAAAAAAAGAAAGAACAAAAAACGACCAAAAUAGGAUCCAAAAGAUCCAUAUCUACCUGGAGAUAUACUGUAGAGAUAAAAACGCCAGCUCCCCUCCCCUCUGUCCCAAACACCUCGCUCAUGGUGAAUAUUUUUAGCCCAUUAUCCAAAGGCGGUGUGAGUGAUAAGAGUGAAACGAUGCCAUGAUACGGGAAUCGAAUGCCCUUUUCUGCACUAUCCUUCCCAUUAGUUCCCUCAACUCUCUUCCCAUCACAUCCAAUUGUUCCAUGUGUGAGUGUUUUUGUGUCGCUACUUACUGGUUACCAUAUUGCGAUGUAUCUGUGAAAUCAGAUUUAUGCUCAACCAUAUUAUCCAGCCUGAGUCAGAUAAAUACAGUACCAGUGCCCAAAUUCUGACUGAGCACAGAAGGUGACAAAUUGACAUAUUAAUUAAAACGGUGUAGGAAAUGACUUCACCUUGAUGACAAACCUAAUGAUAAAAAUCGAAUUUUGUCACACUCUUAAUUGUUUUUUGAUGUUUAUCGAGUGUGUGGUUUUUAUUGCUCAGCCGUGAGAGUUCUAGUAAAUGACUUUAUGUCAUGUCUGAAUCCUGACUAAAAUGUCACAUAGACAACAGGCUGUACCACCUUCCUCAUCUUCUAUCUCUCUCCCCUCUCUCUCUGUCUCUCUCUCUCUCUUUCUCUGUCUCUCUUCUCUCUAUCAUGCCCUACACAUUGUACCUCACUACUCCCUAUGUGGUCCAUCUUUUGUUGUGUAGACAUUGAUGUAUAACAUGUUGGGUGUGUGAGUAUUGUGUAUUGAAGAGGCACGUUGUGUUGUGUUUUUGUAAGUGUCAAGAAGAACACAGGGUCACCACUUAUAAAAACAAAACAAAAGAAGAAAGCAUGGUAUAUUAUUUAGAAAUACUGAAUUAUAUUUAUAAUCUGCUUGGUAUUCAGAGGAAAAUCAUCUCACUCUAAGCAGAGACAUGGUUCUGUAAAUUAAUGUAAAUUUUGAUAUAGUGAAGGUGUUCCUUUUUACAGUUCGGUUAUGUUCAUUGGUGUAAUCAACUUUGGAUGUGCUUAAAAAGCUUAAACAACUGAAGGUAUUCUUACUAAUGCUUUUUAUUCUUGUAUUUAAAACUGCUUGUAAAAUGGUCUGUAUUUUGGCCGUGCAUUGUCAGAUAUCACAACCAUGCCAUGCAAUGGCAUUGUAAAUGGAACAAUUAUGUUUCAUGACAGAUUAUGUUUGAUGAUAAAAUUGGACUUGGUGAUUGGCCAUGGCAUGGCAAACAUGAUGUUUGGCGUGAUGACAGCUGGUUACCAUGUGGAUUGCUGGCAUGGCAAUGCUCUGAGAAAUGUUGAUAUGAUAAUGUUAUAUGACAAUGACGAUCAAGGCCAGGCGUCAGCCAUCGCAUAUUUAUCACAUGGUUAUAUCGAUGUUAUGACAGGAUCCAAAUGAAAUGUUAACACACAUUAGGAGUCUUGACAGACAGACAAUGACAACACAGGCACACUUUGGUCAAUUCUUUCUUCAGCUGUGGAAAUUUUGUUUCUAAAGCACAAACGUUUUUUGGUGUUUUGCUUUAUUUUUCGUGAUGUGGUGCUGUGAGUGGUUCUGAAAUGUAGUCGCCACUGUUUCUCUCGUGCAAAAGCUGUAUCUCACGACCAGUGGGGGGAAUUCCCUUCAUUAGUAACAGUUACAGUUUACAGUUACACUUGUCAACAUAGCUUCUGAACUGGACCUGCUGUUAAACUGUGUGCAGUACCUCUUUGUUUUCCAGAUAGCUGGUGUAUUGUUCAGUGUAUCUGCAUGCUGCACUUGUUGGCCCCAGUAUUGUAUUGCACUGUAUGUAGUAGAAGUUGUAUCUAUAUGAUGACAUAUACUCUCUCAAUAAGAUCCUCUCAUGCGUGUUUGUGCUCCAAUUACAUACACACGGAAAAUCAGGAUUAUUUUUGUAUGCUGUCUGCAAAAGCUCUUUUUAUUAUUGACAUGUAUUUGUAAAUAUAUUUUGUAAUAUUGGCAGUUAGCUGCAUUUUUUUCCAUUCACAUUUGAAAGUGUUCACCAUUGACAUCAUUGCAAUUAAA
Molecule: messenger RNA, 4606 nt
Organism: Sardina pilchardus (European sardine)
Lineage: Eukaryota; Metazoa; Chordata; Actinopteri; Clupeiformes; Clupeidae
Gene: vipr1b
Product: vasoactive intestinal peptide receptor 1b
Exons: 13
Coding region: 149-1486 (445 amino acids)
Biological process (GO): cell surface receptor signaling pathway; adenylate cyclase-modulating G protein-coupled receptor signaling pathway
Cellular component (GO): plasma membrane
Molecular function (GO): peptide hormone binding; G protein-coupled peptide receptor activity; vasoactive intestinal polypeptide receptor activity
Source: RefSeq, a predicted model, not a curated record